Molecule: messenger RNA, 4959 nt
Organism: Wallemia ichthyophaga EXF-994
Lineage: Eukaryota; Fungi; Basidiomycota; Wallemiomycetes; Wallemiales; Wallemiaceae
Product: Chitin synthase 1
Exons: 7
Coding region: 1-4959 (1652 amino acids)
Cellular component (GO): cell septum; cell periphery
Molecular function (GO): chitin synthase activity
Source: RefSeq, a predicted model, not a curated record
AUGGCAGACAACUUGAGACCAAGAUCGACAGCGAUAAGAGCUUCUAGUUCUGGCACCGGCAUGCUUGACCAUAGGCAGAACACGACGAUUGGCAGAUCGCGCACACUCACUAAGCAUGAAAGAGCUCCCCCAGUUACCCCUUUGGUCAAGCCCGGUGGCCCUUCCAUCGAAAUGAACAAGGGUCCCUGGCAUUAUACAGCCAUCGCUCUCACUUUCUAUAUACCUGAUCCUCUGCUUAAGUUAUUCGUCCACACGCCAGCAAAGAGACAGGCAUGGCGUGAAAAGGUUUCACUUUGCUUGAUUUGCGCUUCCUUAGCUGCGAUCGUCGGCUUCAUAUGUAUGGGCGUUGAUAGAGUUCUUUGUCCGUCUUCGGAGGGAACUAUGGACACCAAAUUCGAAAGAGUCGGUAUGAAGUUUGGUACUGUCUCGAUUGCUGGGAAGAACUAUCUAACAGAAAAUGCAACUGCUCAUAAUCCUGAUUUCAAGGCCAUGGGCGAAGGCUCACCCGGUAUUGAUAUGACAAAUUACUUCCGUCGUGGUACCUUAGAAAACUGCAAUGAUGACAAAGCCCCGUACGCGACCAUCAACACCUGUUCUAAAGGUUCUGAAUGUUCAUUCGACCCUCCGACAGAGUCAGUCAUAUCCAGUCUUGGUCUGGUACCCGACCACACCCUUUCUGGCUACUCUUGGUCGAAUGUAACCGCCAAACGUAACAUGAUGGUCAUUGGAGGUACUGUACUUAAUUUGACACCAUAUUUGAAUCGCCAGAUGUCGCCGAUUCCUGAUGACCCUGUUGAUCAGGCUAUUCGUAAGGUCCUCUUUAAGGUUGAUACAAGUGGCGGCAAAGAUGCUACCAAAAUGUUCUACAAUACGAAAGAUUUGAAGGAUGCAGUCCCUUGUCUCCACGAGCGUUACAAAGCUGGACAAAUCGAUCACAUGUCCCCAGGCUGUUUCGCUUCCAAGUUAUUCCUCUACGCUGCACUCAUUAUUAUCCUUGGUGUCGUCUUGGCUCGUUUCAUUAUGGCUUGCCUGUUUAAUUGGUAUCUAGCCAAGAAGUUCACCGAGCCUCCAAAGAACAUGUCCAGAUCCGUUGUUUCACCAUCUGUUAUGCCUUCAGGUGCAAACAUCAGCGUUAACAACAAAAAAGGAACUGCACCCUGGGCUUCUGAUGGUGCUGAGCCAAAAUCAAGUAAGAAGGCUGCCAAGGAUGCCAAGUACCGCUCAUUGGUCCCAGAUGAUCCUAUCAUUUCGGCUGCACGUGUUGGUCCAGAGCUGUAUACAUGCUGCCUCAUUACAUGCUACUCUGAGGGCCAUGAUAGUAUUGCAACGACAGUGGAAUCAAUAUCCGCUAGUGACUACUCUGACCAGCGCAAACUCAUCUUCAUUGUCGCAGAUGGUAUGAUCACUGGGCACGGUGAAAAAAUGUCAACCCCUGAUAUUUGCGUCAGUAUGAUUGAGCCAGAUCCACGUUUCGGUAAUCCAAUGCCAAUGGCUUACUUGGCCGUUGGUGGUGGCAAGAAGCAGGAAAAUAGAGCUAUGAUUUAUGCUGGACAUUACAAAUCAAAGAAUGGUCACAGAACUCCUACAAUCGUGUUGGUAAAGUGCGGUACUGAAGAUGAGGCUGCCUCUGCUUCAAAGCCUGGAAACAGAGGAAAAAGAGAUUCUCAGAUAGUUCUCAUGAACUUCUUCUCUAGAGUUACAUACAACGAUCGUAUGACACCAUUAGAUUACGAUUUAUUCAGAAAGAUUCAUACUCUGAUGGGCGUUACGCCUGACUACUUUGAAACAAUAUUCAUGAUUGAUGCUGAUACCAAGAUUUUUCCUGACGCACUCACCAAGUUGAUUCUAUGCAUGCAGCACGAUAACUUGAUUAUGGGUGUUUGUGGUGAAACUAGAUUGGAAAACAAACGGGCUAGCUGGGUUACUUGGAUACAGGUAUUCGAGUACUACAUCUCCCAUCACAUGGUCAAAGCAUUCGAGAGUGUGUUCGGUGGUGUUACUUGUUUACCAGGUUGUUUCUCCAUGUAUCGUAUCAAGGCUAGACGUGAUGAGGAAGACGAUUGGGUACCACUCAUAGUAAAACCAGACAUAGUAGAGCAGUAUAGUCAAACAGACGUUCAAACUUUGCAUCAAAAGAAUCUUCUCUUACUUGGUGAAGACAGAUUCUUGUCAACAAUGAUGUUAAGAACCUUCCCUAACCGCAAAAUGAUGUUCUGUCCAUCUGCACGUUGUAGAACCAUCGCUCCGGACGAGUUCAAGGUUUUGCUAUCUCAGCGCCGUCGCUGGAUCAACUCAACUGUACAUAACUUGAUGGAGUUGGUAUUGGUUAGGAACUUAUGUGGUACCUUCUGCUUUUCGAUGCAGUUCGUGAUUCUCAUGGAUCUUAUCGGUACCGUCGUUCUUCCAAUCGCUAUCCUCCUCUCAUUGGCAUUAAUCAUCAACUCAAUUAUCACACCACCUACUCAAUUUGCUGAUGCAAUUCCACUCAUGAUGCUUUGUGCUGUUCUUGGUUUACCUGCAAUUCUCAUUCUUAUCACAAAUUUCAAGAUUGUCUACAUUGGUUGGAUGGUUAUCUACAUUAUCGCUCUGCCGAUAUGGAAUUUGGUGUUGCCUGUGUAUUCAUUCUGGCACUUUGAUGACUUUUCCUGGGGUGAAACUCGUAAAGUUGAAGGUGAAGCAAAGAGUGUGGCACAUGACGAUAAGGAAGAGUUGUUUACUGUGAAUAUACCAUUACGCAGGUGGGAAGAUUGGGAACGUUCUCGCUUGCGCAAAACGAAACGAGAGGAGAGGACACGAAAAGAAUAUGAAAAAGCAUUCGGUCAAAGAGCAUUCUACAACGAUCUCAAUCCACCAGAUUCGUUACAUCCAGAUUCAACAGACUACGCGGAGAGCGAUAACACAUCUCUUAGCUCAUACGGUGAAGAAGAUAAGUGGGGUGAAGAAAUUGGUAACUAUAAUGAGUUUAAUAGCGAACAUCCACCUCCAGCUUCAAGACUCACACCUGCACAUGAUCUGUUGAUGAAAGGUGGUGGAAGAGAGUAUGAUGCUAAUGCAAUGGAAGAAUUGCUCAACGAAGGUUUCGAUGAGAACAGGCCACAGUCUGUUUGGUUCUUGCCUUCGAGACAAUCUAUUGCAGGGAACGCCAUACCUGCAUUCGUACAAGAGCAGGAGAGAGAUGCAAGAAUGUCUAAAUUUAAAUCAGCGAUUAUAAACUCUGGUUCUGAAACGCCAGAUAGUUCAUCUUACUCAGUAGCAUCACCGUUUACACCAUCAGAAUCAUUCGAACCACUUGCGCAUACGUCAGCGUUCGAAUCAAUGAAUGGAGAACCAGGGCAUAUGAGGCAAAGAUCAGGAGGACAAACCUUAGGACAAAAUUCAUCAACAGCACCUAGAAACAUAAACAAGACAGAUAGAAACAUGGUCCACUUACUUCAACUCGCACUCUUUCUUAUGGGAACAACCGUUGCGCUGGCUCGUGAUUAUUCAAUUAACUGGCAAGACUGUUCAACUAAUGACAAAUACAAUGCACAAUGUGCAACUAUAGACACUCCUAUUGACCACGAUGACCCAUCAAUUGGAACGUUCGGGCUCUACGUAAAGAAAGUUUGGAACAAGAGCAACGAAAAUGCACUCAAGUCAAGACACGUACUUUUCAACGCUGGAGGACCCGCCAUAGCAUCAGCUAGCUCUGGAACCAGCGGAAUUGAAGCAUCUGCUGACUUAUUGUAUAAGCUCGUGCCAAAUGAUUAUAUCUUGGUCGGCGUCGAUCCACGUGGAUCUGGGGAAUCAGGUCUCAAGGUCAUGUGCAACACUAGUGACUCUGGCCCCAGAAACAAUUUCCCAGAUGUACCACCAAAGCUCGACGAAACAACCACUCCACUCUUCCGCACACAACUUCAAAACUAUUACGACGCGGAAAGGGAAUAUAUGCAGUCAUGUGUUGACAACACUCCCCACAUUGCCUAUCUCGGUACAUACUUCUCGGCAGAUGACAUGGUAUACGUUUUCGAUAAGCUGGUCGAGGCAUCUAACACGCCUGUUGACUUGUUCGCAGAAAGUUAUGGUUCGUUCUUGGGUUUGGGUAUUGCAGUGAAACACCCCAAUCGCGUCGGCAAAUUCCUCCUCAAUGGAAUCAUGUCUCCAAGCGUCAGAGCAAACACUGAUACCCUCGAUGCUAUCCCGUCAUACUUGACAUCGACCGAUAGCGUGUUUGACAAGAUGGUAGAGAGUUGCCAACAGACGGAAGAAUGUCCAUUUCAGGGUAUCACCAAGGAGUACAUUGACGCGCUUACUGCAAUGGCGUACGACAACAAUGAUCCGGUUAUCAACUCUAUCUACUCAACUCGUACGAGUGCAGUUGAAGAUAUCUACAGCGCACUCUACGUACCACCAACAUGGGGGACAGCAUUCAGCAGAAUCAAGCAGGCUGCCUCGCUUUUACCAUCUCCAUAUGGCCCUAAAGGUGGCAUUAGCAGCUCGAGAGGCGAUGCAAUCAAAGCUAUUAACUGCGCUGAUGUCCAGAUAGAAGAUUUCACAGUAGACGAUGCUAUAAAUGCAAUGAAAGACACCUACAACGAAGUUACUCAGCGCUUCUACAGCCAAUACUUAUACCAAUCAGGCUUCACGUGUCAAUUAUACCCCAAUGGCACAUUCGACCAGCCUCGCUUGACCGACUUCAGCGGCAUCGACUUUGCUAACAAGUUCUUGCUGGUUGCCAACGUUUACGAUCCAAUCCUGCCACUUGAGCAGGCUCACCAAUUCCAAGACUUGGUCGGCAAGAAGAACGCUGGACUGCUCACAAUCAAGAAUGGUUACGGUCACACCGCUACCCCUGGCAUUGCCAUACCAGACACAAUGGGUUGUAUGGAAAAGCACUCCAUGGGAUUCUUCAAUGGCAAGAAACCUAAAGAUUGCAGCUGCACCGUCAACGAAGAGCACUACGUCGAUGUAUACGACUGA